UGCAUACUUUUAGGAGUUUUAAAAAGUAAAGAAACAGCAUCCAUACCCUCAUUAAGACAAAUAGAAUAUAUUAUUCUUAAAUUUCGUAUAAAUAUAGGAAAUAUAGAAAACAAUUUUUAAAAUAAAAAUGAGCGAAUUUCAAAAUGUGCCUGCCGCAGGAGAUGAUUUAAACACAGAAUCCGUGGAAGUAUUACGUGAACGCCUCAACACCAUGAAACGUUUAAUGGCCGAACGCACUGCCCAACAACAAGAUAAUCCGGCUAGCACCGAAGAGAUUUGGUCCACCAGACGUCACACUUCAUCUGGUAUCAUUGAUGGUAAUUUUCUCAGCAUGGCCUUCGGUGGUGCCUUGCUGGUUAUAGUCUCUGUAUCCGUUUACGCGUUUUACAAUUUGUACCAUGCUAUUCUUAAGAAAUUCCCAUCAAAACACGAAGAAUUGUAAAUAAAUUUAAUGAUUUUAAUAUUUAGUAAAACUUAAGAAAAACCAUGAAACUUUUAAUUUUAAAUGAAGUCGAGC
Molecule: messenger RNA, 517 nt
Organism: Stomoxys calcitrans (stable fly)
Lineage: Eukaryota; Metazoa; Arthropoda; Insecta; Diptera; Muscidae
Exons: 2
Coding region: 128-442 (104 amino acids)
Source: RefSeq, a predicted model, not a curated record